AUUCAGUUUCACAGAGCGAGACGAUGGGAAGCAUGUUACUGACCGUGAUCAUAGCGAGCAACGCAGCAUGAGAGCCACAAUAUCAGCGUUCACAAGGCGUAAGUGGUUAUUUGCAAGGAUCUCAAAAAACAUAGAGAAUCUUAAAAAAGUAUGAAGGUAUCUGGUGCUGAAAAAGAGAGUGGAUGCGCGCUUGAUCCAGAACCAACGACAGGAUGAACUGAGACAUUACGCGCGAGAGGUUGCCACGGGCGAGCGCUGGGUUUGACCUCUGUGGACAUUUCUGGGACAAACAUUUCGGUGAGGAUGUCUCAAUGAAGAAUGUGACUGAACAUGACUCUCUGCAAACGGGGUGGAUGAAGCCCUCAGCGGUGUCAUGCGUCUUGCCCCGCAGCCCAGCGCGCAACCCUUGCGGCUCAUAGUUCUGCUCCUCCUCGCCACGCACGUGAAUACAUCCCCGGUGCUGUCCACGGGUUGCCCGGACAGGUGCGUGUGUGAUGACCAGCUUGUGGUUCAAUGCGCUGGGCAGCACCUGACCACCUUCCCGGUCAACUUGCCGCUGGCCACGCGGCAGCUCAUCAUCUCCAACAACCGCAUCGUGGAGCUGCCACCGCUUGCGCUCAACUACCUCUCCGAUCUGGUGUACCUGGACUGCAGCAACAACUCCCUGACCGAGAUAUCAGAGUCCACGUUUGGGAAUCUACGGAAGUUGGCCUACCUGGACCUCUCUUUCAACACUUUGACCCGGAUCGAGGACCGGACGUUUGGGCCCUUGACGAGCCUGGUGAUGCUGAGAAUGACGGACAACCCAGGACUGUCGGAGAUUCAUCCGGACGCCUUUGUGGAAAACACGGCCCUGCAGGUGCUGGAUGUGGGUCGGAACAACUUGACGGUCCUCAACAUCACGUCCCUGAUCGCGUUGCCAGCCCUGCGCUCCGUGGGGCUCAGCGGGAACCCGUGGAGCUGCGAGUGCGACAACGAGGAUCUGUGCCUGUGGGUCCACCUGGAGGGCUUCAAGUUCCAAGAUGAGGGCCAGACAGUGUGCGGCACACCUGCUGACAUGCAAGGCCGGCGUCUGGGUGAGGUUGGCAUCCAGCUACGGACGUUAUGUCACCAGACUCUGGGCUCCUGGGACUAUCUUUUCUUUGUUGUCAUCGGCUUUGUCAUCUUUGCUGCUGGCACGGUGUCGGCCUGGGUAAUGGGCGUCAUUAUGGUGCUCUAUGAGCGCUACAUCAAGAAGAAAGACGAACAGCUGGACCCGGAAGACGAGGAGGAACCCAUGGAGACGGGUCGCAGCUCGCGUGACAGGAGUGACCAUGGAAACGGGAAUUUGAAAACGUCACAAACUGUUUGAAAGAUUGAUUCAUCCUCUGCACGCCAUGGAUUCCUACAGUGCCUCCUGUCAACUUCCAGGACUGUCUGUGAAGUCUAAUCACACUCCUGUCACACUGAGUCUGUUUAACAGGCUCAACACUGAAGGGGGAAGGAUUCAACAGAGAUGAGGCAUGUCAUUCCUCUGAUUUAAAAUGUGCUUUAAGGUGAGCUAACACACUCGCGGGCUGCCAUUGUCGAGGUCCUCAGCCCUUUGGUAUCACUGUUCAUGUGUGCAGAUUUAUGACUUUGCUUUAUGGUUUCUAUUUUAUGCAAAUCUCACAGAGAUUAGGCCACAAUGGGGAAAGGUGAAGUAAGCUUCUAGUGGAAAUCUGAUUUUAACAGAGCAGACGCAACCAUUACACGUCAUCAACCCAGCUUGCAUUGCACUAGUAAAACAAUUGCUCCGCUCGUAGGUAAGAAUAUGUGUCAUAAAUUUCGCUCUUUAAAGAAAUAACAAUUAUUCAUGUCUAUCUAACAAAGCAUUCUAGUAUGAGACAAACAUUAAAGUAGAUUUAUGCCUAUUAUUCCCCACAGUCAGGGUUCCUUUUAAAAUACAUCUAUCAUCACAUUUGGUCAUUAUUUGAUGAUAAAACUUUCUUAACUACCACAAGCAGCUUAUCCGAUUCCCACGCCAUUAAUAGCAACUGCUCAUAGCCUUGCUAAAAGGCCAUUAGCAAGGUAGGUGGGGCUGUUACCUCUUGUUAACAGUGUCUGUGCUAAGCUUAGGUAAUGAGCAGAUAGCCUCAGCAUUUUAUUUAACAGUAAGAGGUAGGUGGGCUUAAAGCGGUUGAAAAAUAUCUAAUUUUACACAAAAGACCUGCUUCCUGUAGCACAAAAUUAUGGAUACAAGAAGCUUAUUAGAAAACUAAAUCCAGACACAAGUUAACAAACCGCCCAGUUUCUUAAAUUUACACUCAGGAGCAAAAAUCUGCCUUCAAAUUUAAAUGAAAUAAUGAUUUAACAUUUAUCAUGAUAAUUAUCAAUAUCGACUGAUAUGAAAAAUGUUAUCAUGAUAACAUAUUUUUCAAUAUGGCCCAGCUCUAGCACAAACCAUCAACCAGUUCAAACUGAGAACUUUAAAAAAAAAAUAUUUUUCAAUUGGGGGAAUUACUCAAAUUUGUUCAACCUUUCAGAUAAAGCUUGUUUGAAGACACAUCUACCUUGAGUGUUCAUCACUGUAUUCAGUGCUGCACAACCAAAAGUAACUGAAUAUGAAACUGGUAUUCGCAAGCUUUAUUUUAGAAAUGUAACCAGAUGUUACUUAGUCAUCUCUACCUUGUAUGCUUUCAUUUUAGCAUCAAACUUAAAGCCACAGUUUUUAUUUUUUUAUAUAUUUUUUAGUUUCUAACCUGAACACAGACUCAGCAACAACUCUACAAGUACCAAAGUGACGGUGGAGUGGUACCUAGAUUUUCAUAUUUUGAAGCUUCAGGCCACAGACCAAGCUGCAACUUAAUGAGGUGGAAGUGAUAAAGUGUCGCCAGUAGACAUGAUUGCCCAUUAGGUUGUGACCAAUCAGGUGUUUCACUAAAAUAAGAGAUGAAGAUAUGAGUCAAAGACCUAUACCCAAGGCUGUGUUGCUAUAAACUAAAACAAUAUGGGUCAUUGGGGGGAAAAGCUUGUUAGACAAUUUCGUGUUUUUCAGUAUGGAUACGGGUAAAUGUUAGUAAUUAACAGCAUAUUUCUAUUCCCUUUCAAAAGGUAUUGUUUGCACACAAAACACUGACCAGUGGACCUCCACAAUGGCAUCAAGCACAGAUCAAUUGUGAUCAUUGUACUGAUAGGAAUGAAAGGAGAGAAUAAAAUGCAUUAAAACAAUGCAUUCAUGUCAGUGUAGAUGAGUUCAUGUGUGCACAUGCAUGUACACUUAAGAGUGUAUAUGCAGCUGUAUGUUAAUCUUCCUCAUCUAUUAGCCCAGAGACAAACUGCAGUCCAGGGUUUUUGUUUUGAAGAUCUAUUUGUGAAGUUGAGUGCCGGCUGCUGAGGACUGUUUUGGCAGCCGGCCCUGCGGGAUGACGAGUAAACAGGAGAGUGUGAUAAUUAAUUUCUACUUCAUCCUGUCGUUGUUGGGUUUGAGUGCAGUGUCCUCUCUGUUUCUGCAUGCACUAUUGAUGCACCAAAAAAGCCUUAUGUGGUGUGGACAAGCCUUGAUGGACAGAAUAAAAAGAUAAACAUACAUAAGAUCCUAUAAAACCGUUUGAGAGUAAUUAUUAAAAAUGCUCAUGCUCCUACUUUUUCCUAGUGAGUUUCACUUUUAAUUUCCCCUUUGGAUUGAGUGAAUUUGACUUCAAACCUCUUUUAUUAUAACUGUUUAAAGCAAUAAAAGAGCUAUGUAAAACUAUUACUUUUUUAAGGUUUUUAUAUGUCCUGGUUUAGAUAUAAUCAUCUGGCUGCACCACUCCAUUGGCAAUGACUGUUAUGUGCUUGAAAAGCAUCAGGAGAUUGAAAAGUAUUCUUGUUGGAUGAGGGAAAUUAUUAGGAAGCUGCUCAAACACACCGUCCUUUGUGUGUUUGCUGUACCUGAACUAAAAAAAAAUGUCUCUCAAGAAACUUGAGGGGCAGAGUAAAAUCUCAGUGUUUGGACCCGCUGUUUUUACUUAUCAUUUAAGUAGUGACGAUUUUAUUUAACAAAAGUUUUUUUUUUGAGGGCCACAGAAAAAAAGCAUAAUUGUGAUAUUUUGUGACAAAAUAGAGCUUUUUCAUGGAAGACAUGUUGACAUCACAGUAAGAAAAGCACAGAUGUAAAUACUUCAAUGACUGAUGGUUGAUUUCCAUUUAGCUGCUCCAGUUUCAGGUCCUUGUGUUGGCCUAAAACCACACCAUCAUGAUGUACUAGAAAACACAAGCAAAAUCAGAGCAGUGUUUAUCUUUUAUCUUAAAAAGUUAAAGUGAUAUGUUCGGAUUUUGCAGCUCCUUGUUCUGUCCAACUGCAGACACAUUUUAAGGGUACGAGAGGUGAGAAAAGUUGCAGUUCUACCAAAUGUUACUGUGAUUAAAGGGAUUUCUAGCAAGUUGGAACAGCUCGUUGGUUUAUCUGCACUCUGACUCUUAACAAUGUGUUGUUUCGCUCUUUUAUGUGCUCUGCAGUACUACUGAGAAUCCUGUCUUCACACAUGUACUGGCACUCGCAUAUGUACUGUAUAUUGUUGGCACCUGUCCAAAAUGAACAGCAAACACAAAGUUAUUCUUUAAAGUGAAGACCACAUAGAAUCAUUAUAGAAUUAUACCACAUAGAACAAACACGCUGCCUGUGCAGGAGACUUAAAAGUCCAAUACAAAGUUAGUUUUCAGCUUUGAUGAUUAUCUACCAUCUUCAGACAAUAUCACAUUACAUUACAUAAGAGGCACAGGUGUAAUUACUAAUGGUAAUGAUGGCUGAAUUCAAAUGUCAGUGUUAGGUUUCAGGUCCUGUUUUUUUUCCUCAUGCAUUACUAAUGUUAUUAAUCAUACCUGUGCUUUCCCUGCAACAGAAGGUCAAUAUGUUUGCCAUGCAAAAUUUCUAUUUUUAGUUUAAGUGAUCAGAGGAAUCGUUCAAGAAAAAGAAGAUGUAACAUUUAUGUCUUUACACCACUGAUAAAAAAGACCCUCAGGACUGAAUCUUUGUGUGUUUGCUUGCGCUCCCUUGUCUGAUAAGGGAGUGAUCUAAUAACCUGAAUACUGACUGGCACGGCAUACAUCGCCGGAUGCCAAAAUGUGACCUGAGUACUGUACCUGUAAGUUGCCUACUAAAGCAGUAUGCAGAGAUGCCUCUGAACAUUUGAACCCUUGUUUGCUUUCAUUGCUUUAAGUUAUAAUAUUUGCAUGAGAUUCUUCAGUGUGUUUUGCAUAAUCUGCAUGUCUUUUGGGGUCUGUGAGAGAUACACUCUCAUUCACAUGAAAUACAAACAUAUAGUGUUUUACUGUGCUAAGUGAACUAAUUAGACCAUGUGAUUCCACAGUCAAGGGUGAGGGUGCGGCUUGAAAAUAGGCCAGCUUGUUGUUUCAGUUUAAGUCAGCACAGUGACACAGACC
Notolabrus celidotus (New Zealand spotty) is the source of this 5382-nucleotide messenger RNA. Its product is annotated as leucine-rich repeat-containing protein 52-like. The record is from RefSeq and is a predicted model, not a curated record. Bases 374 to 1351 code for a protein of 325 amino acids. The transcript has 2 exons. Gene Ontology annotation, cellular component: voltage-gated potassium channel complex. Lineage: Eukaryota; Metazoa; Chordata; Actinopteri; Labriformes; Labridae. Gene Ontology annotation, molecular function: voltage-gated potassium channel activity; transmembrane transporter binding; potassium channel activator activity.